Messenger RNA from Aspergillus japonicus CBS 114.51, 1346 nucleotides. RefSeq lists its product as uncharacterized. Lineage: Eukaryota; Fungi; Ascomycota; Eurotiomycetes; Eurotiales; Aspergillaceae. The transcript has a single exon. The record is from RefSeq and is a predicted model, not a curated record. The coding region runs from base 145 to 1167 and encodes 340 amino acids. Gene Ontology annotation, molecular function: hydrolase activity, acting on glycosyl bonds.
UCCGGAUUAAGUCGCUCGUUUGACCUCUCCUGAUCCUUCGUCGACCAGUACUACGCUCUUUGUCUCGCUGACCUCUCCUUCUCCUGAUCCUCCUGAAUAACCUUGUCACUUCUUACUUGAUUGUGUUCUUGUCGCAUUAUCAGAAUGAAGACAAUCCUCCGGAGCGCAUUGCUGGCUCUGCUCGCAACCACCGCCGCCGCGGUCGGCACGGGAGCCUGCACCACCAGCGCCCAGCAGGCUGUCCAGAAUCCUUCCUUCGAGGACGGCACCACCGACUGGACCGUCGCGACAGGAGCGGCAGGCAGCGUUUACGACACCUACCGGACUUCGUCAGCCCCCGAUGGCAGCUAUGUCAUCGCCAUUAAUGGCGAUCUGGCCUCCAACGGCCUCUCCCAGACCCUGACCGAUCUGGCCGUGGGGAGUACAUAUACGAUCAGCCUGUACUGGCAACUCUUGUCGGUAGGCACAGGAACCUGUUCACUGAAUGUCUACAUCGACUCUGCGGAGAGCAGCAAUGUGGCGGCCACCGGGCAGCUCACGUCGGCAAGCAGUGCCUGGACCCAGGUUACUGGCCAGUGGACCGCGACCAGUACGACUCACAAAUUGAUGGUGGACUUCACCUGCACGGCCGGCAGCUUCUCGAGCAGCUCGGAGGUCAAUUUUGACGACAUCACUUUCACUGGUCCUACCGUGGUCAACUGCCCAACUUCGACUGCCCAGACUUCAACGCCGACUCCCACUCCGACGCCCUCCGUCGCUUCAGCGUCGUCCUCUACGCCUGUUGUUGCUACAACUUCUUCUAGCAGCCCAGCUGCCUCAUCCCCGGUUCUCUUCACCUCCGUUCCGGUGCAGAGCAGCAGCAGCGCAGUCACCAUCGUCCCCUCUGUUCGUCCAUCAUCGGCAGCGGUGCGGCCAUCGUCCAGCAUCCCUGUGCAAGCCUCAUCCGCAUCAUCCUCCGUUCGCGUGGCGCCAAGCCAGUCAACCCCGGCUCAUCAGCUCUCGACCGCAUUAUCUAGUGCGCCGUCCAGCUCCGCUGCAGUCCCGAGCCUCACGUCCACUGCCCUUUACGGUGGCAGCACCGCGAUCGCGGCGACAGAAACAGAUGUGGACGUGCUGACCUCCACCGUCUACGCGACCGUUACCGCGACUUUCACCGUCGCAUGUUGAUGAGCCUGAUCCUUAUCGACGGAUUUUUGAAGGUUGAACGGCUCUAGUAAUAUUCCAGCGUCUGUUGACUUGUAAUCAUGCAGGGGAGAGUAUUGUAAUAGUAGAGCAGUUUCUCUUAAGUAUAUCCAUAGAGUACCCUGUUAGGCUCAGGUCUUAUGAUAUCAAAGAUAUGAUCAUAA